Photinus pyralis (common eastern firefly) is the source of this 581-nucleotide messenger RNA. It is a transcript of the gene RpL40, whose product is annotated as ubiquitin-60S ribosomal protein L40. Gene Ontology annotation, molecular function: ubiquitin protein ligase binding; structural constituent of ribosome; protein tag activity. Bases 103 to 489 code for a protein of 128 amino acids. Gene Ontology annotation, cellular component: nucleus; cytoplasm; ribosome. NCBI's taxonomy places the organism in Eukaryota, Metazoa, Arthropoda, Insecta, Coleoptera, Lampyridae. The transcript is spliced from 2 exons. The record is from RefSeq and is a predicted model, not a curated record. Gene Ontology annotation, biological process: protein ubiquitination; translation; modification-dependent protein catabolic process.
CACCGGAUAUCCAAGUAGUUGUCGAUAAAGUAGUCGUCUUUUGUCUUUCGAUUUUAUUUUAUGUCAAGUUGCGGCUACCACGUUGGAUCAAGAUAAGUCGCCAUGCAAAUUUUCGUAAAAACACUUACUGGUAAAACAAUUACCCUCGAGGUUGAACCCUCUGACACUAUUGAAAAUGUCAAGGCGAAGAUCCAAGAUAAAGAGGGCAUUCCUCCGGACCAACAACGUCUGAUUUUCGCAGGAAAGCAGUUGGAAGAUGGACGUACCUUGUCCGACUACAACAUCCAGAAGGAAUCGACCCUUCACUUGGUGCUACGUCUCAGAGGUGGUAUCAUCGAACCGUCUCUCAGAAUUUUAGCGCAAAAGUACAACUGUGACAAGAUGAUUUGCCGUAAAUGUUACGCGAGAUUACAUCCGAGAGCCACCAACUGUCGUAAAACUAAAUGUGGACACACCAAUAACUUGCGCCCAAAGAAGAAGCUAAAGUAGACUGUUUCUUGCAGGUCGAGGAUUUCAAUAAUUUUGAUGACUUGGAAUUGCUGAAUUAUAUUUACUUUUAAAUAAAAUACCUUCAGAGUAAA